AUGGCUUUGCAAACGACGAAAACAUGGGAGACGCUGAUGCAACUGCUGCCCUCGCGCAAUCAUGAUCAGGACUUCUGGUGGAAGGUGACAGGGCGUCAGCUAGCUGUGUUGUUGGAGGCGGCUGGCUACCCUAUUGAGAGACAGUACAACACUCUUUUGUUCCACUAUCAUUGGGCGAUUCCAUACCUGGGACCAGCUCCUGCAAGUGGUGUGGCAGCCAAAUGGCCGUCACAGCUGUCCGUCGACGGGUCUCCAAUUGAGUACUCGUGGAAAUGGAACACCAAGACCAAGGCGCCUGACGUACGGUAUACUAUGGAACCCAUGAGCGAGUUCACAGGCACAAAGCUGGACCCGCUCAACCAGCUCGCCUUCCGCGAGUUGCUACACAAACUCAGCCAGUUUGUGCCGGGCGUCGAUCUUGCCCCGACGGACUACUUCAUGUCUACCCUGUUCGACCAUGAUAGGUCAGUGUUGAUGAAAGCAGUCGACGAUGGUGUGCCGUUGCAAUUCUCCAGUACCGCUCUUGCAUUCGAGUUUCUGAGCAAGGGUCUGUUGCUCAAGACAUACUACGCGCCGCGCAAGCUGGAGACGGGUCACUUUACACUGGCGGACUGGGACAAGGCUAUCCGCGGCUAUUACCCCGAGAGCAAGGCGCUGGAUGUCGUCUAUGAGUUCCUGAAGACAAGCCAUGAGGGCAAGCUCCUGAACCCAUACCAUCUGGCCGUCGACAACAUCAAGGGCGGCCGUCUCAAGUUCUAUUUCCAGUCGCCCCACCGCACCUUCACAUCCGUCCGCGAGAUCUUGUCGAUUGGCGGACGCGUCUACCGCGAAGGCCUGGAGGCACAAUUCCUCGCUCUCCGCGACCUCCUCAACGCCAUAACCGGCCAGUCGCCCGACUUCCCCGAAGAUGGAGAGCCACCCAUCGUCGAGGAAGAUGUCACCGGCGAUAUGGACACAGACGGCCAUCCGGAGCUAAUGUCCGGAUACUUAUACUACUUCGACAUUGCCCCCGGUGCGACCCUGCCCGAGAUCCGCUUCUACAUUCCCAUCCGUCGAUACUGCAAGAGCGAUCUCGACCUGGCGAAGGCGCUCACGGGCUGGAUGGAAGCGCACGGCCGAGGCGCGUACUGCCAGCAGUAUCUGGACUUGGCCUACAGUCUGGCCGAACACCGGGAUUUGGCAAAGGAUCGGGGCCUGCAGCGGUACAUCGCUUGUUUGUUGGCGAAGAAUGGGGAGAUUGAGGUGACGACGUAUUUGGCUCCGGAGACGUAUGAGCAGGUUAGGCGUGCGCAGAAAUCUGUGGUGUAA
Aspergillus chevalieri is the source of this 1308-nucleotide messenger RNA. RefSeq names its product prenyltransferase nscD (gene nscD). Gene Ontology annotation, biological process: alkaloid metabolic process. Bases 1 to 1308 code for a protein of 435 amino acids. Gene Ontology annotation, molecular function: prenyltransferase activity. The record is from RefSeq and is a predicted model, not a curated record. NCBI's taxonomy places the organism in Eukaryota, Fungi, Ascomycota, Eurotiomycetes, Eurotiales, Aspergillaceae. The transcript has 2 exons.